Lethenteron reissneri (Far Eastern brook lamprey) is the source of this 5021-nucleotide messenger RNA. RefSeq names its product P2Y purinoceptor 4-like. Gene Ontology annotation, molecular function: G protein-coupled receptor activity. The record is from RefSeq and is a predicted model, not a curated record. Gene Ontology annotation, biological process: G protein-coupled receptor signaling pathway. Lineage: Eukaryota; Metazoa; Chordata; Hyperoartia; Petromyzontiformes; Petromyzontidae. Gene Ontology annotation, cellular component: plasma membrane.
CUGCGGUCAAACCCAACGCGGGGAGCUCGCUGAACGGGGGACGCUGUCCGACGGGAGAUCGUCCGGUCGAGAACGGGUGCGCGUGCUGGCACGGGGGGAGGGGGGGUGGGUGGCAGCGGCGGCUCCCCCUCCUGAGCAGGUAGGAGCCGAUGGGCCCAUUGUGGUAACGUAGCCACGUGAAGGCAACACCGCAGCAGCAGCAGCAGCGGCAGCGGCGGUGUGUCUCGAAGUCUUCGCGAAACAAAAACGGUGGUACUGCCCGUGCUCGUGUCCAUAAAACAGCCAAUGUCCUGACAUCGCCCAGGCACAAUGAAUAGUUCUAACAUCUCCAACAACUCCGUAUGCAAGUUGAACGAGUCGUACAAAUUCAUCUACCUGCCGAUCGCCUACUCCAUCUGCGCCUUCUUUGGGCUCACGCUCAACGGGUUCGUCUUCUGGCGCCUCGCUUUCAAGACGAAGACAUUGAGCUGCAACUCCAUCUACAUCCUCAACCUGGCUGUGACAGACUUCUUCUACGCCAUCUCGCUCAUCUUCCUGAUCCACAGCUACAUCAUCCAAGACGUCUGGGUUUUCGGCGACGUCAUGUGCCGCCUCAUCCGGUUCCUGUUCUACUUCAACCUCUACAGCAGCAUCCUGUUCCUCACGGCCAUAAGCAUGUACCGAUACCUGGGCAUCUGCCACCCCAUCUCGACCCGUGGCUGGCAGCGGCAGAGAUUCGCCGUUGCCAUCUGCACUGGCAUCUGGGUGGUCACGUUGCUUGAGACGGUGCCGUACCUCUACUUUGGCGGCGUCACCAAGUUGAACCCGAACGACGACGAAUGCUGGGACUUCGUGCCCGACAAGGCGGCACAGCAUCUGCCCUACGGCAUCGUUCUCACCGUGCUGGGCUUCAUCAUCCCCUUCUUCGUCGUCCUCGUCUUCUACUCCUGCAUCAUCCACACGCUGAAGAAGUCCUUGAACGAGGCCAUCAUCCCGCAAACGCAUAUGAGGACCAAGCGGAGGAAGUCGAUCUACACCAUCGCGGUGGUGUUCACCAUCUUCGUCGUCUGCCACCUGCCCUACAACAUCAACAAGCUGAUCUUCUUCCUGUACCAGGGCAGCGUGGUGGAAUGCGGGGCCGAAGUGGUGUCCAAGGCCUACAAGGCGGUGCGUCCUCUGGCCAGCCUCAACUGCGCCCUCAACCCGACUCUGUACUUUGUGAGCUACUUCAGAUCGCAUCGGAACAGACGCACACGGUGUUUGGCCACUGUCAGGGCCAACUAUGGUUCGAACACUCCGUCGAUCCCAAAUAACACCCAGACAUCUUCCUCUCCAAUCGGCGACAGGUGAAAGAGGCAGGCGGCGGGUUAAGCUCGCCCAGGUCACCUCACGUGGGUCUGCCACUUGAAUUGUGAGCCGCGUUGCGUGGGCCACCUACGUCACGGAGGGGUGGCCAACCUGCGUCUCCGGAGCAGCCGACAUUCUGGCUCGUUGGCUUCCCGCUUGUGUCCGUCGCCUGCUGCGUGUGUGUACAAGCAGCUCUGCUUGUGAUGUGACUCUCGGACUAUUUGGGUCAAAGACUGAAAAAAAAAACUAAAUGGCUCUUCUUUGAAAGCCUGCUGACCCCUGACCUAUGGCAAUGUUGCAUCUGCCGCAUAUCUUGCUGGCUCAGGUAUUGUCCGCAAGCACCGGGAACCGACGAUUAAGGACUGCCCCGCAGUGCCCCUUAACCGCCAAACGAUGCGGCGCUGAUGCAGUGGAGGGAUCCGAAAUGCAUUCCUGCCAUUCGAGGCCUCAUAGAAUGAGAACGCGCGCGUAGUAUGUGCAAUCUGACCUGGAUUAUCGAUUGCUGCACUCAUCUUUGUUAUUGGUGUGGUCUCAUGGUUAGCGCACUGACCACCAAUAAAGAAAGCAUUGCGCUCCGCAGACAGGGUUGCAUUUAAUUUUACGUAAUGUGUUCAUGUCCACUGGCUCUUGUUGUUACUGGUCCCUGCUGCGGUGCAGUGGUCAGCACACUGCGACUUGCAAUGCAGAGGUGGCCGGCUCGAUUUGAAUCAAUCUGAAACAACGGUGCAAGAUUGUUAAAUCCCCCCCCCCCCCCAACAACCCCGCCCCCACACGUCUGUCCACCCAGUGGUAUAAAUGAUAAACCACAGUUGAUUGGCAGGUCGCAUGCAUGCAUGUAUGUUGAACUUCUUUCACACCGUACGUAGUCAACUACGCUAAUCGGAGGUGCGGGGUAAGGACAACAAAUUAACACAAAAAGCACUGAUCAAGAAAGUAAUUUGUCAAUCUAGAUGAUGAUGUAAAAGUGCAUGUCUACGGUGGCUUCCUAAUAUCGGAAGGAAGAGCGUUCCAGACGGCCGCAGAAGCACAUCUGAAAGCAUGCGAUACGGUGCCCGCCUUUGUUCGAUGGUUAGCCAAACGCCACUGCUGCGUGGAUGAGCGGAGUUCGCGUGAUGGUGUUAUGCUCCUUAACAAGAUCAUCAAGGUAUCGUGGUUCAUUUGUGGAAAGCACUUUGCGUGUAAUGAGUGCGGGUACUCCCACCUGUUACAAGGUGUCUGGUCAUAAAAUCAAGGGCUCUGCAGAGCUCCCUGUAGAGAGGGGUACAUUCAGUGCCCGAUUAUCUUAGUAGCAAAAGUAGCUACAUAUGUGACGGGCCCUGCACUUUCAAGGGCCCCGCGACAAAUGCGUUCAAGCUAUUCAUUCCGGUUCAGUGAUUCUGCACUUGCUCUAUUACUAUAGUACUAUACUGCGUUCAACUUUUAUGAACGACUGGGUGUUUUAAGGUUAGCGAUUUUUCGUAUUAUCUGGCUGUAUAGCAAAUAAAAGUAUACACUUACUUUACUAUGCAAGUUAAAAAUGGGUGUUUUAAUAUUAUGUUUUUUUUUUAUUUAGGGCUCCUUUAUAACAUAUGCUACAUGCCCCGUACUGGCUUAAUCCGGCACUGGGCACGUUCAUGCGUACUUGGCCGGCCUAAUUUCCAAACCGCUGUGUAAAUAUAUAUUUAUUAUUUCAAGAGUGUAAAGCUUGAGUGUCAGCCUUAACUGGUUUCUUUAUCUGGCUUUGUGCCACGGCAAGGAAGCGUGUUGUCACCGCGAUGCAUCCCUGGCACACGGCGUCGGGACCAUAGUCGUCACAUGAAAUGCUCUCCCAACUUUGUUUGUAAAUUUUAGCAAUAGCAAUUACGUGUGGUUUUAAUAAGCUGCUUUCCAAGACCGAUUAGUGUCGUUUUAUGAGUGUGGCCAACGAAGUGCAAUUAUGUUUAUGUAUAUACAAAAGCCGUACGAAUAUUUGUUUGGGUCGUGUUGUGAAUUCAACCGGAGUAUGUACUUUAUCCGUAGCCAUGCCUGUAAUUUAUCGUUGGCCGUGUUUCUGGAAUCUAAAUUUUGAUUUAAAAAAUCAUUGGCAUACAAAAAGAAUGUCAACAAUGACUCGAAUUAAAGCAUUUGUGACUGCAGGAAUUCAUAUUCUUUGGGUCUUUCGGUAAAGUCACGUAGAUAGGUGAAAUUUUAAAAUAAAAAAAUUAAUAAAAGUAAAAUAAAAAAUAAAAUAAAAAUCACGACGUUUCGGAGGCAACACAAGCUUCCGUCUUCAACGAAAAACUGGUCAUAAAGGUUUAAAAUGGGCAUAGCGUAGCCCAUUUUAAACCUUUAUAAACAGUUUGCUUUGAGAAGCUAACCCCCUUUUCCUGUUGAUAACCGCUUGUGUUUCGAUCGAAACGUCGUCGUUUUUUGUUGUUUUCUUUGAACCUAUCUACGUGACUUUACCGAAAUACCCAAAGAAUACCAACAAUGACGUUUAUAUGUGGAGUCUUAAAAAAAGUACGUAAAAAAAUACUGGGAUUAAAUAUACGUUGCGUGAUUAUAGCUCCGCAUUAGUUAGUUAAUCUUAUUCAUCCCACCAUGGGACAUGAAGCCGCAAUCAGUUCCCUCCACUUCUUCACGUCCUUAGCAACAUGUUGAGCCUCGCCCCAAGAAAGGUUGACUGCUGGUAGCAGCUCAUCCUUCGCGGUCUUGCGCCACGUGGCCUUGGGCAAGGCCUAGUAUCUAAUAAGCCACUGUAGGCAAUCUGCCUUGGGCCUACUCACUCACCCACUCACCCAGCCACCCUCUGACCCAGCCACCCACUGACCCAGCCACCCACUCACCCAGCCACCCACUCACCCAGCCACCCACUCACCCAGCCACCCACUCACCAACUCACACACUCACCCAGCCACCAACUCACUCAUUCACCCAGCCACCCACUCACCCAGCCACACACUCACCCAGCCACCCAAUGACCCAGCCACCCACUCACCAAGCCACACACUCACCCAGCCACCAACUCACUCAUUCACCCAGCCACCAACUCACUCAUUCACCCAGCCACCCACUCACCCAGCCACACACUCACCCAGCCACCCAAUGACCCAGCCACCCACUCACCAAGCCACACACUCACCCAGCCACCAACUCACUCAUUCACCCAGCCACCAACUCACUCAUUCACCCAGCCACCCACUCACCAAGCCACACACUCACCCAGCCACCCAAUGACCCAGCCACCCACUCACCCAGCCACCCACUCACCCAGCCACCCACUCACCCACCCACACACUCACCCAGCCACCAACUCACUCAUUCACCCAGCCACCCACUCACCCAGCCACACACUCACCCAGCCACCCAAUGACCCAGCCACCCACUCACCAAGCCACACACUCACCCAGCCACCAACUCACUCAUUCACCCAGCCACCAACUCACUCAUUCACCCAGCCACCUAGACCAUAUUAUCCAAUAAUCCACAGUAGGCACUGUGCCGAGGGACUACAAAAACCUUAAUUUGGCCCUGGUCUUGGUCUCCCAGGUUUCCUUUUGCCCGCUGGUGUCGAUCUCAGGGCAUUUUUUGGUAUAGGGCCAGGACCACUGAGCUACAUUUUUCUGAGAGUUAUUCUUGUAGCCAAUUAGCUGUGCCCAUGCUCGCAUUUAAACGCGCUCGCCGGUAUAAUUGUUAUUGCGCUCCUCAAUCAUCGAGGGUCUGCGACGUGGUGUCAA